This is a messenger RNA of Gorilla gorilla gorilla (western lowland gorilla), 1836 nucleotides long. It is a transcript of the gene STX18, whose product is annotated as syntaxin 18. The record is from RefSeq and is a predicted model, not a curated record. Gene Ontology annotation, cellular component: membrane; endoplasmic reticulum; SNARE complex. Bases 256 to 1263 code for a protein of 335 amino acids. The transcript is spliced from 11 exons. Gene Ontology annotation, molecular function: SNAP receptor activity. Gene Ontology annotation, biological process: retrograde vesicle-mediated transport, Golgi to endoplasmic reticulum; intracellular protein transport. Lineage: Eukaryota; Metazoa; Chordata; Mammalia; Primates; Hominidae.
AAGUUUUGCUGGGAGAAACCGGUGCCCGAAAGCACGUCGCGAGGUUCCUCCUCCGCCAGGUGCGCCGGCUGAGGCCGGAACCUUUUUCCUCCCGCCGCGGUAGCAGGGCGCAGGCCGGAACCUUUCUUCUCGCGUCGCCGUUGCCGGGGGGGAGGCGUGUGGGGCAGGACCAGUCCUCCAGCGGCCGGGGUCGCGCCGCGGUCGCCGGCCGCUUACGUGGGCGGGCCUAGUGUGGGGCUGCGGGUGCGGGUCACUAUGGCGGUGGACAUCACGCUGCUAUUCCGGGCCAGCGUCAAGACCGUGAAGACGCGGAACAAGGCGCUGGGAGUGGCGGUGGGCGGCGGGGUCGAUGGCAGCCGGGAUGAGCUGUUCCGCCGGAGCCCCCGGCCCAAGGGCGACUUCUCCAGCCGGGCCCGCGAAGUGAUUUCUCACAUUGGCAAACUGAGAGAUUUUCUUCUGGAACACAGGAAAGAUUAUAUUAAUGCUUAUAGCCAUACCAUGUCUGAAUAUGGGAGGAUGACAGACACAGAACGAGACCAGAUAGACCAGGAUGCCCAGAUAUUCAUGAGGACCUGUUCAGAAGCAAUUCAACAACUACGAACAGAAGCUCACAAGGAGAUACAUUCCCAGCAAGUGAAGGAGCACAGGACCGCUGUUUUGGAUUUCAUUGAAGAUUACUUGAAAAGAGUAUGUAAACUUUACUCAGAACAGAGAGCCAUCCGAGUUAAAAGAGUGGUGGAUAAGAAAAGAUUAUCUAAGCUGGAACCAGAACCAAAUACAAAGACAAGAGAAUCCACAUCUUCUGAGAAAGUUUCACAGAGUCCUUCAAAAGACUCUGAAGAAAACCCUGCCACUGAAGAACGUCCAGAAAAGAUUUUGGCUGAAACACAACCUGAAUUGGGAACGUGGGGAGAUGGCAAAGGCGAAGAUGAGUUAUCCCCAGAAGAAAUACAAAUGUUUGAACAGGAAAAUCAGCGACUAAUUGGUGAAAUGAACAGCUUGUUUGAUGAAGUGAGGCAAAUCGAAGGGAGAGUGGUUGAGAUUUCCAGACUCCAAGAGAUAUUCACGGAAAAGGUUUUGCAACAGGAAGCUGAGAUUGACAGCAUUCACCAGUUAGUUGUGGGGGCAACUGAAAAUAUCAAGGAAGGCAAUGAAGACAUAAGAGAGGCCAUUAAAAACAACGCUGGCUUCCGCGUGUGGAUCCUCUUCUUCCUUGUGAUGUGCUCCUUCUCCUUGCUCUUCCUCGACUGGUACGACAGCUAGCCGGGGCCACGGGGGCCCAGCACGAGAGUCCUCAUGGGCGCUCACAGACUGCCUGCUUUCAUGUACUUCCGGUGCUGGAGCAUGGUAUGACCAGAUUUUAUCACAGUGCCAUUUGAAGGGAAAGGAGUUCAGACAGACAGACGUAUUCCCCAAAAAGGGAUACCCCAGGCUGAUGGUGUUCAGCCCAUUUAGCAGCUGAAAAAGAAAACAGUGCACACCAAUGGGAGGCAGCCUGUGUAGCCCUCAUCAGGCAAGACAGACUGAAUGCAGGAGCGGGUGAUUAGCUGCUCCUGAACUUGAGGCUGCCUUGGCAGGGGGGCUGCUCCAGUAGCAGGGGCACAGCAGGCCUCAAGAGCCCCUAAUUGUCUCAGGGUUCAAAGGAAGACACUGACCUUUCCCAUCCCGGUAGCUUCAGGGAAGAUCAUAGUUAAUAACGUCUCUCAAAAAAGGAUUACUUCUUUGUUUCCUUGUGGCUUCUUGUCUGAGUCAACGAAUACACAGACUUACUGGAUUAUAGAAGAGAAAAUUCACAUCUGCCUUGUUUAUCUAAUAAAUAUAAUUACAGCCCCUUAA